CGCAGUGUGGAAUCCAGUGCCGAUAGGGACAAUGAAUAAGAGCAUAGAACACAGUGGAGUGCUGAGAUACAACUGAAUUUGCAACGAAAGAGGUUGCAUGGGCACAGAAGCUCAGUCCCGGAGACAAAUCCACUGCAAACGCCGUUUUUUCAGCACCUCAGGCUGUCGUCAAUAAUUGCCCACUUGGAGAUUUCUAAUAUCAUUCGAUGGCAUUUUACAAUUUUAGAUGACAAAUCGAGAAGGAGACCGAUUCUUGUGGAAGGAGAGAGAGAGAGAGAGAAUGUCUGUCUUAGUCUCCAAAUACGUUCCGCAUGGACUGUGUUCCGGCCGAGCGAGAAGGAGCGUCAAAGAAGCAUCAGCCUCGAAAGACGUAAAGCUGAGUUUGACGUGCAACAACUUCGACUGAAAUCGGCUGAUUGAUUCUAUCCCUGUUCUGUAGAAUCAAUUCGCGCCCGGCCUGUCAAGUACAGUCUCCUGUGGCUAAUGUAUCAUUGACUUGGCCGCUGAUUAGAAAUGCCUGCCGCCAGCCUCAGCUAAAGUGAGUAGCAUAACACGAAUGAAGAUUAUGUGGCUCGACUCUUAUUUUCACGUUACGAGUAUCACUAUACGUUCUAAGAGGCCUCUCUCUGAUAUUCUCUCAGCUUUACCUGAAAGGCACGACGCCAAACAAUUCCUAACUUGACUCUGGAUGCUCAUGCUCAUGCGCAAGUUUGAGGAGAGGACUAACUACUUCUUUCACGGUGACCCAUCUUCCCAUCGAUGUGAUCAAGUCUGCUGCAGCAUCUAGGACAUAGGAACCGACGAAUCACUGCUAAUAUGAAACGAUGAGAUUUGACAUGGUUUGCUAACGAUGGUAGCGAGGCUUGAAAACCUCGUCUCAUACAGGGACCUGCUGGAAGAAUUCUAUGGUCAAGGUGAAUGUCGUUGCUUGAUUUGCACUCUAUGCUGACAUAUUUAACAUGGGGCCAUCACAAAGAAGUCGUUCGUCAGAAAAUGGUCGAAUCAAUUUACAGGUCUGACAGCGGGAGGAGACAUGUGAUGCAUUACUAGAAGACGUCCUUCACUAUGGCUGCAAUGUGGACCGUGCCUUAGCAAAGGCUUUCAUGUAUGUGGUGGUCGAUUUCUGCUGGUUCCAGAAGAAUGGCAGCGUGGCAACAUUCAAUCAGGGACUUGGUUGACGGUUGGGCCUGCCACCAAAAUGAUCCCGAGCCCUAGCCGUAGUCACGAGGUGGAGUUGGCUUCAUGGCUGUGGCAGAUUAGGUGCAUGCAAAGAAUCACGAUUUUGGUUAAUAUUAUAAGUGGAAUCAGUACCGCUGCUCUGGAAGAGAACAGACCAAGCCUUGGAGCUGCCAAGGAUGUGGGAGGAGGGCACAAGCUGACAGUGGCGACCUCAGGUAAUACUGCGCUGGUAGAUCAGUUGUGUCCUUGGUAUCUGAAUUCUUUCGUAGGUGUGAACGUCAACGAUGCAGCUGCUCGACUAUUCAUCUAGAUAUCCGGAGUAAAUAGAUUGGAGUAUCGACCACGCCUUGAAAUACACUCAGAGAGUGUGAAUCAUCUUCAGACUAUGCACCAAAUCACUGUCUAUUAAUGGUAUAACUGGGGAGAUUGAGUUUCUCAUUUUGACGAGGCGAAGUAUGUGAGCUGCAAAUCAAUUCCACAAGCAACGUAACAGGAGCUUGCUUGGUGGAGCAAUCGUAACUUUUGUAGCAAAAAUAAUGAGUUCCAGAGUUUUUUCACUCUGUGAAGCAGACCAAGUCAAAUGAGGAAACUUGCUGCAGUGAUUUGUGAUUGCUGGUCUGCAGAGACGCUGACGGCCUGAUCUUCACAUUUCGCCAUUGGGACGGCUCACUCAUCCAAGAACUUAACACUGGGUGAUGGCAAAAUCGCCAUUACUUCAUGGAGAUGAUCUGCGUUAUAUGAACCAUCAUACCUGGAAACUCCUCACCAACAAGCUUAUGCUUUAUAUCAACGCCAACGGAGAGUUUGGUUAAUGCUUGCUUACGUGAAGAUGUCGUGAUUAUUUUGAGCUUUCUUAGUAACUGCACCGCAUGAUUGAAAAAUUGCAGCUGUUCACAACAGUUAGAAGCAGCUUUUAAUUCAUUCCUGUGAUUGCACAGCUAGUGCUUUCUCGCUUCAUCCGUGUGCAAGUCUCAUUUGCGGUUCAGAAUAUUGCGCUUGGUUUCCUUUUGCUUAUUUGUUUCUAAUGUCAU
Marchantia polymorpha subsp. ruderalis is the source of this 2210-nucleotide messenger RNA. The record is from the annotation of a GenBank genome assembly. Lineage: Eukaryota; Viridiplantae; Streptophyta; Marchantiopsida; Marchantiales; Marchantiaceae.